AUGUGUGCUUCACUUUUGGCUCUUUCGGAUCCUGAUCGGAUAAUUCGAAUCGUCACAGACCAUUCGGACUUUCCCAAUGGCCGCUAUUUGCUCCAAACAGAUGCCAUUAGGCAUGUUGCUAAAUCACAACACAAACUCAUGGGACACUGGUUCCUCAUGAUGAUGAUGACCGAAGAGGGUACAGUUAAGCUGUUCUUCGACAAAGAUUAA
Molecule: messenger RNA, 210 nt
Organism: Plasmopara halstedii
Lineage: Eukaryota; Oomycota; Peronosporomycetes; Peronosporales; Peronosporaceae
Exons: 2
Coding region: 1-210 (69 amino acids)
Source: RefSeq, a predicted model, not a curated record